UUCACAAAACUCACUCACUCUCUCUCUCUCUCUCUCUCUCUCUCUCUCUCUCUCUAGAAAACGACCAAAAGGACAAUCUUGUAGGCACAUUGAACACAAGAAAGAAAGCACUACAUCGCAAAGGCCAAAGAGCCCCCUUUGCUUCUCCCCCCCCCCAUUUUUUCAAUUAACCAAAAAAAAAAAAAAAACACAGAGAAAUCCGGAAAGUUCGAGUCUUCUUCUGAGAGAAACUCAAAUCCCAGCAAAUAAAAUUGGAUUUUAGGGUAAAAAAAGGAAAAUAAAAAUUGGGAUUCGAUGGCGGAGAUUCAACCGCAGCCGGUGAGUCAGAUCAACGGCGGAGGGCAGUUCUUGACGGGUUCAUCCGAGACGGUAGGAUCGAAGCGACAGCGGAGGCCCAGCGUCCGAUUGGGCGACAUCGGAGGAGACCAGCCGUACGAUUCGCAGGUGCGCCGCGCCACCAAGCAGUGGAAGUUCCCGCCGGACCACCGCAAAGACGCCAACAAGUCCUCAAAGAUUCGACCUUUAACGAAUUUGAGCUCAGUUGGGGAGUUCCAUGAAACCCUAGACGGCGAAGACAGAGAGGGCAAUCUUGAUAGUGUUGCCAUUGGGAGCUGGAAGGUCAAGGACGCCACGAAACGGGCUUCGAACGUCACCAAACGGGUCAGAUCCAAUUGGGUAUCUUCCAAGAUUGACGAAGGUGGCGGCGGCGGUGAAGGGGACGAGAAAUUCAGUGGAGCAGAGGACGUUGAUGAAGGGUAUCAUCGGGAUUUCGAAGUCGAAAACUCGGAAAGUCCGUUGAAAGAGCAGAGCCCAAUUCAUAGUUCAGAGAAUUUGGGCGUGGAUGGGCGUGCCAAUGGAAGGGAGCUGCUUUACCAUGGAAGUAGAAUACCCAUUAGGACUAGGAUUUCGGAGGGUAGGGACAACCAUGAUGGUAUUGAGCUAUCCGGGCCGUCGGAUACCGAUGCCAGGGAUUGGAAUUGCAGAGGAACAAGUGGGGAAUAGAAGAAUGAAUUGGAAGGAAGAUGUGGGGAAGAUGGGGUUAGGGUUUGGCUCAAUGGGUUAGGGUUAGGGCGGUAUGCGCCGGUGUUUGAAAUUCAUGAGGUGGAUGAUGAGGUAUUGCCCAUGUUAACAUUGGAGGACCUCAAGGAUAUGGGGAUAAAUGCAGUUAGGGU
Malus domestica (apple) is the source of this 1172-nucleotide messenger RNA. RefSeq lists its product as uncharacterized. Gene Ontology annotation, molecular function: protein binding. Lineage: Eukaryota; Viridiplantae; Streptophyta; Magnoliopsida; Rosales; Rosaceae. The record is from RefSeq and is a predicted model, not a curated record.